Molecule: messenger RNA, 6059 nt
Organism: Eleginops maclovinus (Patagonian blennie)
Lineage: Eukaryota; Metazoa; Chordata; Actinopteri; Perciformes; Eleginopidae
Product: neuronal cell adhesion molecule-like
Biological process (GO): axon guidance; cell-cell adhesion; brain development
Cellular component (GO): axon; plasma membrane
Molecular function (GO): cell-cell adhesion mediator activity
Source: RefSeq, a predicted model, not a curated record
GUCCCAGAAGACACACCGAGGAGUACAGCCACUGGGAUUAUGACAGCUCCACUCUCACACUGAAGGGAUUUAUGCUUAAUGCAGAUUCAGAUAAAGAUUGAGGAAAACCACAGAAGAAGAAUAAGCAGCAGACAACGAGCCAGGGCUGAGGAGGAGAGAGGAUAUUCGAGUUUCUCUGUUGUGGAUGUGCACGUGUCCUCACACAGUGUGACUGAGCAGAGAGGCGGGGCAUCGCUUUAUUUGGGGCAGACCUUCGCAUCACACACAGAUGAUGGAGAGGAGGAGGAUGGACGCAGCGCUGCUGAUGCUGUUCCUGGUGCACCUCACCACUGCGCUGGAGGUCCCACUAGACCUGCCACAGCCACCGACCAUAACUCACCAAUCCCCCAAGGAUUGCAUCAUUGACCCACGAGAAAACAUCAUAAUUCACUGCGAGGCCAAGGGGAAGCCUCACCCCAGUUUCUCCUGGACCAGAAAUGGGACCCACUUUGACAUUGACGAGGACCCCUACGUGACCAUGAAGCCCCACUCUGGGACGAUGGUGGUGGACAUCAGCAGAGCAAAGGCAGAACAUUACGAGUCUGUGUACCAGUGCACAGCGAGGAACAAACAUGGAACUGCUGUUUCCAACAACAUCGUCGUACAACAGUCCAUUGCACAUUCCUUCUUAAGAGAACUCCUGCCAGGGUCCCCCUUGUGGUCGAAGGAGAAGAACAAGGCAAUGGUCAUUCAGGAGGGCGUGUCCAUGGUGCUGCCGUGUCGACCCCCCGCUGGCCUCCCCCCUCCCAUCAUAUUCUGGAUGGACAAUAACUUCCAGAGGCUGCCUCAGAGCAGCAGGGUGUCCCAGUCCCUGAACGGAGACCUUUACUUCUCUAAUGUACUCCGAGAGGAUUCCCGGAACGACUACAUCUGCUAUGCCCGCUUCCCGUAUACACAAACCAUCCAGCAGAAACAACCCAUCACCGUCAAGGUCCUCAAACUGGAUGCAAUCAAUGACACAAUGGAAGCUUUUUACAAUGACACUGAUUUAUUUAGUGAAGAGCCAGCCGAUGAGAGGAAGCCAACGUUCCUCAUUCCAUCUGGCCCCUCCAGCUCCAAGAUGGUGUUGAGAGGACAGGUGUUGGAGAUGGAAUGCAUUGCCGAAGGACUGCCCACCCCUGAAGUCUCCUGGACCAAAGUGAGCGGCGAUCUCCCAUCAAAGCGCACGUCUUUCCUGCACUACCAGAAAACCCUUCGCAUUGUCAACGUGUCAGAAUCGGACGCCGGAGAUUACCGCUGCACCGCCAGGAAUCGACUGGGCUCGGCGCACCACACCAUCCAUGUCACGGUCAAAGCUGCUCCAUAUUGGAUCAGCGGCGCCCCGAGAAACCUCGUCCUCGCUCCGGGAGAGAACGGCGUGCUGACCUGCAGAGCCAGUGGCACGCCCAAGCCCUCCGUCAGCUGGGCCAUGAACGGCAUCCCCAUAGAGAAUGCCCCUAAGGAUCUCAGCAGAAAAGUGGAGGACGACACCAUCAUCUUCACCGAUGUGCAGACCGGAUCCAGCGCCGUCUACCAGUGCAAUGUCUCCAACGACUACGGCUACCUCCUGUCCAACGCCUUUGUCAAUGUGCUCUCGGAGCCGCCCAGAGUGCUGACACCAUCCAACAAAGUCUACCAGGUCAUCAAAAAUCACCCGGCACUGAUUGACUGCGUCUCCUUUGGGUCACCCAUCCCUAAAAUUACAUGGUUCAAAGACAGUAGCUUCAGCACCCUGGAUGGAGACCCCUACAUCGUGCAUGACAACGGGACUCUAGAGAUUCACGUAGCUCAGGCCCGGAACAGUGGCAAAUACACCUGCGUGGCCAGAAACACCCUCGGUAACUACGAGAAUCACGUCUACCUGGAGGUCAAAGAGCCCACCCGGAUCCUGAAGCAGCCGGAGUACAAAGUGGUCCAGAGGGGCAGGUCUGUGGUGUUUGAGUGUAAGGUGAAACACGACCCCUCGCUCAUCCCCACCAUGACCUGGCUCAAAGACGACGGAGAGCUGCCCGACGACGAAAGAUUAAUCGUGGACUCUGACAGCCUCGCCAUCACUGAUGUGACAGAGAGCGAUGCGGGGGUGUACACCUGCGUCAUGAACACCACUCUGGAUCAUGAUUCAGCCAGCGCUGAGCUCACUGUUGUCGAGGCCACGCCAACACCAGCUGUUGUCUACGAGCGACCCGACCCCCCGACUGACCUGGAGCUGACGGACCAGAAAAAGAGGAGUGUGCAGCUCACAUGGACCCCUGGGGAUGAACACAACAGUCCUAUUCACAAAUUUCUGAUCCAGUAUGAAGACGUGCUCCACCACCGAGGUCUCUGGCACAAUCUCACCGAGGUCCUUGGGAGCAAGACGACGGCUCACCUCAAACUGUCUCCCUACAUGCACUACACUUUCAGAGUUCUGGCCAUAAACGCUGUGGAUCUCAGCCGCCCCAGUUUUCCCUCCAGGAUGUUUAAGACCGAGCCCGCAGCUCCAGACGAGAACCCGACAGGUGUGCAGGGAUUUGGGACGGAACAUGAUAAUCUUGUAAUCUCAUGGACGCCACUGACAGGUCUGCAGUCUAACGGUCCGGGGCUUCACUACAGAGUGAUGUGGAGGCAGAAGCUGGUGGACAGUGAUUGGACUACAGUGACCGUGGCAAACAAUUCCAAGUUUGUUGUGUCUGGAACGCCCACAUUUGUUCCUUACGAGCUAAGAGUUCAGGCAGUGAAUGAACACGGAGCUGCACCUGAGCCGCCAACAGCCAUCGGCUUCUCGGGAGAGGACUUGCCGGUAGCAGCUCCAGAAAAUGUGCAGGCCGUGCUGCUGAACAGCACUCUGGCUAAGGUGCACUGGGAUCCCGUGCUCAAGUUAAUACGUGGACAUCUGAAAGGAUACAGGGUAUACUACUGGAGAGAUCGCAGCCUCCACAAGCACAACCCCCAUCACGCAGAGAAGCAGAUCUUGACCUUCAGCGGGAACCACACCCACGGCAUGCUGCCCGGCCUCCACCCCUUCAGCCUCUACUCAUUCAAUGUCAGGCUUUACAAUGGCAAGGGUGAGGGUCCACCCAGCCCCACCCAGCAGUUUGAGACUCCUGAAGGAGUGCCGGGGGCUCCUACCUCCCUGUUGGCCACAAACCCCAACCUGGACUCUCUCACCCUUGAAUGGAGUCCUCCUCAUGACCGUAACGGACACAUCACUGGCUACACCCUCAAAUAUCAGCCAGUCAAUGACUCCAAUGAGCUGGGCCCGUUGGAGGAGCUGGCCCUGCCCGCCAACGAGACAUCAGUCACUUUGUUCAACCUCAAGUACAGCACGCGCUACAAGUUUUAUUUGAAUGCGAAAACAGUCAGUGGAGCAGGCCCGGUCAUUUCUCAGGAAGCUGUCACCAUCAUGGAUGAAGCUCUGAUAUCACAGUAUGAAGUAGAUGUGGGCACAGGAAACACGCAAACCCCUCAUCCCAUUGCACCGUCUCCUCCACGCCGUCCACCCCACAAGGCUCAGCCUGCGAGUCCUUUUAAGAACAUUAGCUCCUCGUUCGGAGAGGACGGCACCCUGAUCAGUUGGGAGUACUGGGGCCCAGAGAAAAACGUUUAUGUAGAGUACAUAGUGAAAAACAGUGAAGGUGAAGAGGAGUGGCAGAAAGAGCUUGUGAACGGCUCUCAGAAUGUAAUGCUGAAGGGCUUAAAGGGGGGCCUCUCCUAUAGGGUGCGUUUGGUGGCCCAAGGUCACCACGACCAGCAGCUCCACCACUCUGAGGAGCUUGUGGUCUCGGUCCCAGCUGUGGCGAGCAGACAGGUGGACAUCGCCACUCAGGGAUGGUUCAUCGGCCUCAUGUGUGCCAUCGCUCUGCUCAUCCUGAUCCUCCUCAUUAUCUGCUUCAUCCAGAGGAAUAAGGGAGGGAAGUAUCCCGUCAAAGAGAAGGAAGACGCACACACAGACCCAGAGUUCCAGCCCAUGAAAGACGAUGACUGUACUUUUGGGGAAUACAGUGACAAUGAGGACCAUAAACCGUUAAAAGGGAGCCGCACGCCGUCUAAUGGGACAGUUAAGAGAGACGACAGUGACGACAGUUUAGUUGACUACGGGGAAGGAGGAGACGGACAGUUCAACGAGGAUGGCUCGUUUAUCGGCCAGUAUAGUGGGAAGAGUGCCACCAGGGAGACUGCUGAGGGCCACGAGAGCUCGGAGGCCCCGUCCCCUAUAAAUGCCAUGAACUCCUUAAACUCUUUUGUGUAGGCCGCUGUGAGGUGCUGCACUGACUGCUCAAUUCCUGCAUCUCUCUUAGAUGGGUGUCCCGACACCGCAUGGCUUUAUGAUCUCAGUCCCCAGAGCCACACAUGAAAUACUCACCACAGCAAAGACUUUUUUUUCCUUUUGAAAUCUUUAUGGAGACCUGUGGCUCGAUAUACCUUACGCAUUAUUUAGGAAUGAAGUAGCUCAACCAGACUUUUUGAUUUUAACAGUGCAUGAAACAUCUGAUAUGACCUAAAUCCAUAUUUAAAUUAACACCUUGAUAUUAACAAGUGUUGCGUUCUUACCAGGAAUCUCUUAUGGACUAUGCAGUGCUCGUCUGAAUUAUAUUUGUUUUUGUUACUAUAUUAUCUACUAUGUUCAAAUAGUAAUCAGUGUCGACUAUUACUCCAUGUGGUUUUUUUUUUCCAACACAAAAGCUUGUACAGGAACCUGUAUUUAAUCAUGUAAAUCCUCAAUAUAAUUCCAUCAUCGCACAAAGUAGAUCAUGUACAGUGUAAAUACAUAUAAAGUGAACUAUCUUAAUAUUUGGAGCAAUGCACACAGCAUGCUUACGAAACAUCCUCAUCUGUCACAUCACCACCUGUGAAGAAGGGGGGCUGAAACGCUGCAUGGCCUGUCACAUGACCUCAUGACCUUUGCCCUGCAUGUAACCUCCUCUUGUUGAGCUUGAUCUGAGGGCCAGUGGGAAACACUGAGAGGGGGUGACAGCCUGACUCAGUUCCUGCAGAGCUCCUUCAGGAGGUAGUGCCUUUUUUUUUUUCAAAACAACCAUUCAGUCCUGAAGUCUCUCUCAAGAGUUCAGUCGACGGAACAGAGACAGUGGUAGGACUGCAGAAGUCACAUCCAAGGAAGGAUAAGAUAAGCUAAAGAGGACGCUGUGGAGGGAGGAAUAAUCCAUACACUCUUGUCAUCUUGUCUUUAAAAAGACAUCCCAAUGCCUUGAGACACAGGGCUGGCUUCGAUUCCUCCAAGGAGCAAAGCGCACUCACAUUAAAUCAGACAAAAUCAUAAUUAAAACCAUACCAGGUGCAUUUUCAAAGUCUGCAGUCAUUAUGUACAGAACCUGAUUGUAUUUCUGCAGUGUAUGGAUGAAUGUAUGGAUAACUGAGUGUGUAGGUGUGUGUGUGAGAAUACAUUAUUCAAUUCCUAUUAGGCAACUAUUGUUCACUUGUACUAACUACACUUGAGGGCCUUUGGAACGGAUCAAGGUUUUUUUUCUCUAACUUGCAUCAAGUUUUUUUUUUUUUUAAGGUGUAGAAUAUUUGUUAAUUUUGUAAAUACAUCAAUUGAUUGUACAGGGACAAGGAGCUUAUAAGGCAGCCUAAGAGGCAAUAUUGUGCAUGAUAUGGUUUAACUUGUUGAUAGGAUUGUAUUAAAUAUAGAGUACUUGUAGAGAAUAUAUAUAUAUAUAUAUAUUCUUUUUUUUCUUUCUUGCUGUGCACUGUACAUUGUAUUGUAACUAACUGGACAGAAAAUUGCAUAUACAUUUGAAUUUUUGGAUUGUAUUCGGGUUUGCUUGUCUGCAAGUUAUAUGACUUUGGUAUUGUACAACAUGUAGGAUAUAGACAAUAUUAAUUGAUGCACAGAAUUAUAUUAUUCUGAUUUGUAUUGGUUCUACGCAGUCCCCUUGAAACUGCCAAAACGUUGCUCUUUUCUGACAGUAUUGCAAAUGGUUUUGUAUUUAAGAAACAGAUUUGUACUAACAGAUACUUUCUUUGUCUCUAUUUAAGUUUCUCCUUUUAGUGCAAGUAUGAAAUUCAAGCUACUGGAAAUAUAAAGAAUGAAUAAAAAAAAU